Neurospora tetraspora is the source of this 2197-nucleotide messenger RNA. RefSeq lists its product as uncharacterized. Gene Ontology annotation, molecular function: dephospho-CoA kinase activity. The coding region runs from base 447 to 1847 and encodes 466 amino acids. NCBI's taxonomy places the organism in Eukaryota, Fungi, Ascomycota, Sordariomycetes, Sordariales, Sordariaceae. The transcript has a single exon. The record is from RefSeq and is a predicted model, not a curated record. Gene Ontology annotation, biological process: coenzyme A biosynthetic process.
CAGAAACGGAGUCGAACAUGGCUACAAUCACAUCGCCAUGGGCACUGGGCAGUUGGAUGAACAACAGAUGCAGGGUUAGGGUUGAACGUAGACAAUGGAUCAUGCGCCGAUCUGUUCGUAAAUGACGGCACCUCGGCACCUGGACACCACACCGAGUUGCAUCUGAACUCAUCCCAUCAACAGCCCGCAUCGUGCAGACUGUCAACCAUCUCGCAUGCUUCUUAUUCAAGGAGAUAGCACAGCAUCCCAUCUGUAACGACAACGUUUAAGCCCAUUCUCAAGGCCGUUUUCGCCUUCGUCUUGUGUCCCGGAGGCUAUCGUUCCCACCACCGGAACAAAGGAGGGGCAGGCAGAUACGACCAUAGCUCACCACCACUUACCACCAUUACUGCCACCAGGACUCGACUGUUACCAUUCUAUUUUCCAACAUCCUAACCAUCCUCACCAUGACCACCAACAAAAGAGACCACCUCCCCUCCCUCCUCCUCCUCCCCUUCCCUCCCCACCCCUCCAACCGCACCCUCCUCAACGCCGCCUACCGCCCCUCUCUCACCGCCGUCCUCUCCAAGCUCAAACACUCCAACCCGCACGGCGCAUCCAAGCUCAUCGUCGCCGUCGCCGUCCCCAUUCUGCAGGGUCCGCCCUACCAGCUGCGCUCCAAGACCUUACUCUGGUCGCAGGCGCAAUCGCUCGUUGCGGGCCUGUACGCCAUCAUCUCGGUCAUUUGCGCCCGCUUGGGGAUCAGCACGGAGAUUGACGGCGGCGGGAAAGGGUUGUCGGUGGAUGCUACGGUGGUGUUGGUUGAUCAUGAUCGGGGGCGCAAGCCACUGAGCGCUGAAGACAAGGCGCUGCGGAGGGAUUCGAGGAGUGGUAGUUUGAUUGAGACGAAUAAUACCGUGGUGGUGGACUUGGCGACUUUUGCGGAGGCGUAUCAUCCGUGGAAUUACAUCUUUCAUGUGCGCACGGAGCAGGGGAUCAGGUUGAAUGAUGUGUAUCUGCAGAUGGCGGAGGGGAAGAUGAUUGGGGCGAAUGCGAUUAGGCAGGAGCAGCUGGUUGGUGUGGAGGGGGGGUUGACGUUGAAUCAGGGGCUUGUUGGAGAAGACAUGGCGGGAGAGAAGGGGGAAGGAAGACGGGUAUCGGGCGUGCCGGUGGUUUGUCUAGGCGGUACCUUUGACUAUCUCCAUCCGGGCCACAAGCUGCUCUUGACCGCGGGCGCUUUGCUCUUGGGAGUGCCGAGCAAGGACGAGCUGUCGCUGCCGGCUACUUCCCCCAGGCGACGCGAGCCGUGCAAGUACAUCAUUGGCAUCACGGGCGAUGAGCUGCUCAAGAACAAGAAGUUCGCGGAGUACGUGCAGUCGUGGGAGACGAGGGCGCGGAACGUCAUUUACUUCUUGUCCAGGCUUCUACAGCUCUCGGAUAAAGGGUGGAGGGAGGCCACGGGCCCGGCAGCUGGUGAGAAUAACAUCAACACGGCCGUCGCGGCGGGGGUGCAUAUCGACGAGAAAGACGGGGACUUCCGUGCGGCUUUUAGGGAUGGCACGAUCAUCGUGCAAUGUGUGCGGAUACAAGAUGCCUUUGGGCCAACGAUCACGGAGGAAGAUAUCGAUGUGCUGGUCGUGUCAGGGGAGACGCGGUCGGGUGGAAAGGCUGUCAAUGACAAGCGGGCGGAACAGGGGUGGAAGACGCUGGAGGUUUUUGAGGUUGAUGUGUUGAAUGCGGAUGAGAUCCCAGAGGAUGUGGGAGAAGAUGUCAAGGCUACGGAGGAUUUUACGUCCAAGAUUAGUAGUACGGUUAUCAGGCAGCAGAAGGCGGCUCAGGCUACGGGGAAGAGCGAAGCUAAGAUUUGACUUGGCAAACACACAUAUAAUAUACACAUACAAUAUACACACACAAAGAGACGUGAGAGAGGGGACCUGGGCGAGUUGGUAGCCGCGGGACAUGAACCGAGUGGCCGGGCAGUCGAUCAGGUCUUGGGCCAGACAGGCCUUUAUAUUCGUAGACGAUAUGGUAUGAACCCAAUGGAUGUACCGAUCACGAUCAUAAGGACAGGUGCUUUGAAGGGGCAUAGAGAGUAGCGUGUCCUUUGAUAGGUAGUUAAAGUUUCAUGUGGGCCGAAAGUGAGUAUAAUGAAGGUUAGAAGUUUAAAAAGCUGACGCUCAAUACACGCAUCAAGGUUACCAAAAUCCAAGAAUCAAAC